This is a messenger RNA of Ipomoea nil (Japanese morning glory), 4302 nucleotides long. RefSeq names its product hornerin-like. The record is from RefSeq and is a predicted model, not a curated record. Lineage: Eukaryota; Viridiplantae; Streptophyta; Magnoliopsida; Solanales; Convolvulaceae. The transcript has 2 exons. The annotation marks the transcript as partial.
GAGGGGGGCCGGAGAAAAGGGGAGGAGGGGAAAAGGCGCAGGCAGGGACAGGGAGCCGCAGGACAGGAGGAAAGGGGGAAGGGGACGAGGGGGCCGAGGGAGAGGGGCAAGGCAACACGGCAGCCGGACAAACAAGGGACACGCCACAAGACAGGCCAAAACCGAAAGCGGAAGGGGCGCGGGAAGAGAGAACAAGAAAGAACGGGGACAAGAGGGCCAAGGAGAGGGGGGAAAGCGAGCGAGGACACGAGAGGGCCAAAAGGGCGAAAAGGGCAAGCCGCGAAGGAAGGGGGGGAAACGCGCAGGCAAAGGGGGAAGGAGACGAGCAAGAAAAGGAGAAGAAGCGCACCAGAGCAGGAAAGAAAGGCGAGGAGGGCAAAAGGCGAAACGGCGAGAAGAGGACCGACAGGGAAACAAGAGGGGCCAAAAGCGGAGGAGAGAGGAAGGAGCGGGGAAAAGAGAGGAAGCAAAAGAAAGCGCACGCAAAAGGCGACGGGGGCGACCAGCGACAGGGGACAGGAAGGGCACGGCCAGGAGAGAGCAGAGGGAGCGAAAAACCCGAGCAACCGAGAAGCGCGGGAGGGAGCGAAAAGCGGAGGAAGGGGAGAGGAAAGCAAGAGAGAGAGGAAGAGCAGGAAGAAAAGAACAACGCACGGAGAGCCGAGCAACCAGCAACCGCAAGGGCAGGACAAAAGGGGGAAGGAGGGCCGAAGGAGCAAGGGGCGCGCGGGGGCAAGAAAGGAGGAAAGGCAGGAAGAGAAGCAACGACAAGAAAAAGCCACAAGGAAAGCGGGAAGCAACAAAGAAGGCGAAGAAAGAAAGGGGGAGGAAGAGGCAAAGGGGGGACAACGGGAGAAAGCCGGGACACGGGGCAGCAAGGGGGCCACACCCAAGGGAAGGAAAAGGCAAGACACAAAGGGCGAACGCGCAACAGGAAGAAGGCAAGCCAAAGAGAAAAGGGCACAAAGGAGAGAAGAAAAGCACGGAGGAGGGACCCACGGGAAAGAAGGGAGGCAGAAGAAGCGGCAAGGAGGAAAGGGACACCGCAAAGGAGGACAAGGCAAGGGGGGCAGGAGCAGCGCCAACAACGCACCCGACGAGGACAGGGGGCGGAGGGCAAAGGGAAAGGAAGAAAAGGAGGGAACAGCGAACGCGGAGGAGGCGGGAAGGCGGCAGGGGCGAGAGAGGCCGGCGGGCACGGAAGGAAGAAGGGCAAACCGGAAGGGACACGCACGCGCAACGCAAAGAGCGCAAGGGCGGGGGAGGCGGGAAAAAGAGCAAAGGAAAGGAAAAAGGGCAAAAGGCGCGACGGGAAGGGAAAGACGGGAAAGAGAAAAGGAGGGGCGGCAAGAAGAGGGGAAAGCAAGGGAAGGGAGAGAACACAACCGGAGAGAGGGGAGAGCAACAGGGACACAGGCAGCCAAAAGAAGGGACAAAAGGGGAAAGAGGCAAAAACCCGCAAGGGAGAAAACCGGACGGGGGAGGAGCCAGCGGGGGCGCAAGCCGCCAAAAGGGCCAAGGCGACGACGACGGGAAAGAAGAAAGGCCAAGGAGGAAAAGGGGGAAAAGGGCAAGAAAGCACAGGGAGACAAGGAAGGGGGACCAAACGAAGGGCAAAAGGAAGGCGGGGAGGCCGAAGCCGCAAAGAAACAAGAGGGCGCCGAAACAGGAGACAAAAAGGCAAAAGGGGGGGCCGAAAGGGAAACAGACCAAGGAGGCAAUGGGCCACAAAGGCCGCAGAGGGAAAAGGGGAAGAAAGCAGAGGAAGGGGGCAGGGAGAGGGGAGCCCGCGAAACAAGAGGGGGGGGAGGAGAGGAAACCAGGGACGAAGGCCAGAGGGAAGGCCGAGCAGAGGCGCAAACAAGCGACGGCCCAAGGGCCAAAAAAGCGAGGCAAGGGGCAAAAACCGGCACCAAAAAGGGGGGCAAAAAGGAGAGGAGGAGAGAAGGGGGGAAGGGGGACCAAGCACCGAAACGGAGAGCCAGGGAGGACAAGGGGGAGGGGGGGACCAAAAAGGACGAACACCCAAGGACCCAAAGCAAGGGGGGGACCGAAAAAGGGGGAAGGGAGGGGCAGGAAGGGGGGACGGCGAGAGGGGAGGGGCGAGACACAGGACGGGAAAGAAAGCGAGGCGGGGGAAGCGGAAAAAGAGCGAAGGACCAAAAGGCGGAGGCGGGGGGAAAGGAACGAGACGCAGAACAAAAGGAAGGGGGACAAGGGCGAAAGGGGGGAAAAGCGAAGAGGGAGCCGGGGGGAAGGGCGAAAAGGCAACGGGGGAAGGACAAGGGGCGACAAGAAAGAGCAAAGAGGGGAGGCGGGCCAAAGAGGAAAGCAAGCAAGGCAGCGGGCAAAGCCAAAGCGCAAGAAGCGACAACAAGACCGCGAAGGCGACGACACAGGGAGCGAGGCGGGCCAGGAGACCCAGGAAGGCGAAGGGGGAAGAAAGAGACACGAGGGGGGGGGAGGAGGGGCCAGGGACACAGGGACGAGAGGGCGCAAAAGAAAAAGGAAGGGGAGCAAAAGGGGCCAGAACGACGCAAGCGACGACAAAACGAGAAAGACGGGAAAAGGGCAAAAAGCCGAACGGAGCGGGGAACGGAGGGCGGGAAGCAAGGAAGGAAGCCGACGGCAAGGCGCAAGGAAGGCGACAGCAAGGAGCGGCCGCACGGACACCGCAACAAAAGGGGGAGCCGAAAGAAGAAAGAGAACGCGAAAAGAAGCCGCACGAGGGAGGAGGACGGCAGCCGAGCGACCGAAAAGAGAGGGGGCGGAAGCAAGCAACACCGCGGGCGAGACGCAAAAGCGAAGCGGGAGACACAAGGGGAGAAAACCGAAACGCAACGAGGGCCAGACGGGGGGCAGCAAAGGGGGAGGCGGAAGAAGGGGAAAACAGAGCGAAAGACGGGGGAGGAGCGGGCAGAGGAAGGAAGAGGGGGGAGAGGCAGCGACCAGCAAAGCAGGCAGAGGAGGGAACAAGAAAGCAAGGGGGGGAGAGAAGCAAGGCAGGGGGACAGGGGAGGAAGCGCAGAGAAGGAAAACCCAGAGCAACAAAAAGGAGCAGGAAAGGGGCAAGGGGAAAAAGCAGGGAAGGAGACGGACAGAGCGGGGGAAAGAGCAAAGGGGACAGGGGAGGGAGCAAGGGGACAGGGAGGGCAAGAGGGAAGGACACGGGGAAGGCAAGGAAGAGCCCCACGGGGAAAAGCAAAAGGCGCAAGGGGAAAAACAAGGGGGAGAGCAAGCGGAGGAGCAAAAGGGGCGACCGCCAACGGACCGACGGAGCAAGGAAACGGGGAAAACCCAGGCAACCGACAACCGGACGGGAGAGGGCGCAAAAAGCACCCGCCAGAGCGAGGGAGGGGAGAGCCACGAGAAGGAGGAAAAACAAGGGCCGCAAAGAGAGACGGGAGGGGCGGGGGGCGGGCGCAGGGGGAGCCCACAAGCAGGGAAGAAGCGCGAAGGGAGCCAGAGGGGAGGAAGGCAAGGCAAGAAGAGCGGGAGCAAGGGAAAAGAAGGACGGAGGGGAAGGAGGGCCAAGACCCGAAAAGGACAAGGGAAGGGGAACAAAAGGGGGCGGGCGGAAGAAAGCAAAGGAGGAGGGAAGGGGGCGAAAAGCAGGGGGGGCAAAAGGAGAGGCACAAGAAGAAGGCAGAGACGGCGAGGAAACGGGGCACCCGGGGGGCAAGACGAGAAGCCAGCAGAAGAGGGCGAGCGGAGGCCGCGGACAAGAAGGGCACGGGCGAGCAAAGGGACGGGAAAAGGGCAGGGGAAACGGCGGACGGGAAGAGGAAGGCGACGGGAGCAACCGCCCGGGCGAGGGAAAAGGGGAGAGGAAGAAGGGCGACAGAGGAAGAAGGCGGGAGAGGGGGAAAACAAGCACGAGAGCGGGGGAGGACACCCGAGCAACGGGCCGAAGGAACGGGGGGGGCACAAAAGGCCGGGGGGAGAAAACCGGAGGAGAAGGCAAGAAAAGGAGCACAGGGGGGGGGACAAAGGAGGGGGGAGGAGAGGAGGGGGAAGGACGAAGAAAACGGGAGGGAGAAGGGGCCAAGCGAAGGCAGAAGAAGGGGAGAGGAGCAGGAGGGAGAGGGGAACGACGGGCGGGGGACAAGGAAAGCAACGCAACGAAGGAAGAGGCAGCAAGCAGGCCCAAGACACAAAAGAGCGGAGAAGAAAGGCGGGCAAGAGGGAAAAGCCGCAAGCAAGAGCCGAGGAGCACAGCGGGAAGAGGGGAGAAGAGAGGAAGGCAAGGACGGGGACGAAACAAAAGAGCGAGGAAGGAGGGGAGCAGGACGAGACCGCACG